UUUUCUUAUAAGAUUAAUUGAACACCUUUUGAUGAAAAAAUAAUCACUAUUUCUAUUACUAUAUGAUCGGAUAUUGUGGAAAAUUUCUGAUACCCAUGUGCUACUAACCAGAUAUUUAUAUAUUAACUCCUUCCAUUUCAUUUCUGUUCAUUCAGAUAACAUAACAAUUCCUCUUCCUCUUUGCUGAAACGAUGCCGUUGCCUCUUGAAACCAAUGGAAGGUCAAGCUUCAACGAAUAUGUCUCGAUCUGCGAUCAAGAUUUUCCGGAGGAUGAUUCCGAUUCUGAUUCUUGCCGCUCAUCUUCCUCUUCUCUAGGGAACAACAGUGAUUCGUCGGAAGAUGAUUCCUCCGACCGGGAAGACUCCGGUGAAGUUGAGGUGCAAAGCUCUUUCAAAAGCCCUUUGGAUACAAUCAAUGAUUUGGAGGAGGAUUUACCGGUCAAGAAAGGCAUAUCCAAGUUUUAUAUUGGCAAAUCAAAAUCAUUCACAAGCUUAGCAGAUGCAGCAGGUGCAAGUUCCAUGCAAGAGAUAGUAAAAGCAGAGGACCCUUAUGCUAAAAAACGCAAGAAUUUACUAGCCCGUAACAUACUGAUCGGGAGGAGCCACAGUUACGCUGAUAAUGUUGGUGCAAUAUUAUCGAAGCGAUCUUCAAACAUAGGUAGACGAACAUCUUGUCUCAAUCUGAGGUGCAGCACUGAGAGUACAGACGAGGAGAAGAGUUCCAUUUCACGAUCGAUAUCUCCUCCUUGUCCGCUUCCUCCUCUUCACCCACAGCAUGUUAAUCGAUCAACUGCACAUGCUUCGAUUCCUCGUCCUCCUGCACAAAAUCCUCCUUUGCGCUCGUACUCUUGGUCUGAUCUGCACUCUGUAGCUGAAGGACAUGAUAUAUCUGGUUUGGUCAUUUGUAGUGGAAACAAAGAAAAUAAAGUACACUGAGAUUUUGAUAGAAAUUGAACUUUUUAGUUGAUAGCAUGCGAGUUUAUGAGUUUGUUUGUAAUGGAUUGAAGGAUGUUAUCUAUGUGAACUGAGUAGAGUCAUUGUAUAUUAUUACAUAUCAACUUUUGGUAAUUAUAUUUGUAUCUUGAAAGCCUACUUAUUAGCAACGACAAUUUAA
Cicer arietinum (chickpea) is the source of this 1113-nucleotide messenger RNA. RefSeq lists its product as uncharacterized. The record is from RefSeq and is a predicted model, not a curated record. Lineage: Eukaryota; Viridiplantae; Streptophyta; Magnoliopsida; Fabales; Fabaceae.